Messenger RNA from Conger conger (European conger), 5020 nucleotides. It is a transcript of the gene ece2b, whose product is annotated as endothelin converting enzyme 2b. Gene Ontology annotation, molecular function: metalloendopeptidase activity. The transcript has 20 exons. Gene Ontology annotation, cellular component: plasma membrane. The record is from RefSeq and is a predicted model, not a curated record. Bases 268 to 2565 code for a protein of 765 amino acids. Lineage: Eukaryota; Metazoa; Chordata; Actinopteri; Anguilliformes; Congridae. Gene Ontology annotation, biological process: protein processing.
UCUCCUGCAGUGCUGCUUGUGUUUCUGUAGCCUAUACGGAAACAUAGAGUCCUGGAGGAGGCGCGCAGAGAAAGAGAGAGAAAAGAAAAAGACAUUCAUUUCACAUUUAUUGGUUACGGAAAAAAAAUAUUAUUAUGACUACGUUACCGUUUUGUUAAGGUUUUUGACUGUUCGAGUAUUAGGACAGGAGUGAGAUGGCAUCCCGAACCGGCGAGAGAAAUCUCGAGCAGAGAUAGAGUGUGCCUCGCUCGCGCAGCCUUCUGCACGAUGAGCGUAGUUCUGCAAGACCUGCGGAACAAUAUGUCCAACUACAAACGCACAACCUUUGAGGAGGAUGAGGCCGACAUGCCAGCUGUUGGAGCUCUCUCCCCCGACAGUGUGGAGAUUGGGAUCAGGAAGGGUGGGUUUCAGCUCCUGGGCCCACUGGGCAGGAUGACGCAGCUGGAAGUGAUUCUAUCAGGCCUACUGCUGGUCUCCCUGCUGUCUCUGUUUGGCUGUGCCCUGACCUUAGGUGUCCGCUACAGCACAGACCCUCGGCAUAACCUGUGCCUCACGGAGGCCUGUGUUACGGUGGCUAGUAAGAUUGUGGAAGCGCUGGAUCGUGAAGCGGACCCCUGCCAGGACUUCUACCAGUACGCAUGCGGGGGCUGGGUCCGUAAGAACCCCCUGCCUGACGGGCGGUCCCGCUGGAGCACCUUCAACAGCAUCUGGGACCAGAACCUGGCCGUGCUCAAACACCUUCUGGAGAACGGCACGUUUAACGCCACCAGUGAGGCGGAGAGGAAGACGCGGGACUACUACCUGUCCUGCCUGAAUGAGCAGCGCAUUGAGGAGCUGGGAGCCCAGCCUCUGAUCGACCUUAUCACCAGGACAGGUGGCUGGAACAUGACAGGCCCCUGGGACAAGGACAAUUUCAUGGAGGUUCUGAAGACCGUUUCCGGACCAUACCGCGCUCAGCCCUUCUUUACCAUUGGAGUCAGUGUGGACCCCAAGAAUUCCAACAGCAACGUUAUCCAGGUGGAUCAGUCGGGGCUUUUCCUACCUUCUCGGGAUUAUUACCUCAAUAAAACUGCGAAUGAGAAGGUGUUGAAGGCCUACCUGGACUACAUGGUGGAACUGGGGAUGCUGCUAGGUGGGGAGCAUAACUCCACUGAGUUCCAGAUGCAGCAGAUCCUGGACUUUGAGACGGCGCUGGCCAACAUCACUGUCCCGCAGGACGAACGCCGCGACGAGGAGAAGAUCUACCACAAGCUCACUAUAGCUGAGCUGCAGCUCCUGGCCCCAGCGGUAGACUGGCUGGACUACCUGUCCUCUGCGCUGUCACCUCUGGACCUCAAUGACACCGAGCCGGUGGUGGUCUACGCCAAGGAGUACCUGCAGCAGGUGUCUGACCUCAUCAGUAAGACCAACCGCAGUCUGCUCAAUAACUACAUGAUAUGGAACCUGGUCCAGAAGGGGGUGUCCAGUCUGGACCAACGCUUUGAAAAUGCUCAGGACAAACUACUGGAGAGUCUCUAUGGCACAAAGAAGUCCUGCACACCCCGAUGGCAGACCUGCAUCGUAAACACGGACGACACCCUGGGAUUUGCCCUUGGAGCACUCUUCGUCAAGGCAACCUUCGACAAAAAGAGCAAGGCAAUUGCAGAGGAGAUGAUAAAUGAGAUUCGGACAGCGUUCAAAGAGGCGUUGGACAAAUUAUCAUGGAUGGACGGACAGACACGGCAGGCAGCCAAGGACAAGGCAGACGCUAUCUAUGAUAUGAUCGGGUUCCCAGACUUCAUCUUGGAUCACAAGGAGCUGGAUGAUGUGUAUGACGGGUACGACGUCUCUGAGGACAACUUCUUCCAGAACAUGCUCAAUUUCUACAACUUCUCUGCCAAGGUGAUGGCUGACCAGCUACGCAAACCACCAAAUAGAGACCAGUGGAGCAUGACCCCGCCCACAGUCAACGCCUACUACAUGCCCAGCAAGAAUGGCAUCGUGUUCCCUGCUGGAAUCCUGCAAGCGCCCUUCUACGCCCAGAACCACCCAAAGGCUCUGAACUUCGGGGGAAUCGGAGUGGUGAUGGGGCACGAGCUCACCCAUGCCUUUGAUGACCAGGGCCGAGAGUAUGAUAAGGAUGGGAACCUUCGACCAUGGUGGCAGAAUUCCUCAGUGGAUGCAUUUAAGAGCCGGACAGAGUGCAUGGUGGACCAGUAUUCCCAGUACACCAUCAACGGGGAGCACAUCAACGGCAAGCAGACCCUCGGGGAGAACAUUGCCGACAACGGAGGCUUGAAAGCGGCCUAUAAUGCUUACAGGUCAUGGGUACGGACCAACGGUGAAGAGAAGCAGCUGCCAGCCGUGGGCCUGACCAGUGACCAGCUGUUCUUCGUUGGGUUUGCACAGGUGUGGUGUUCGGUGAGGACCCCGGAGAGUGCCCACGAGGGCCUGAUUACCGACCCCCACAGUCCCCCCAAGUAUCGGGUGAUUGGCACUCUCUCCAACUCCCCAGAUUUUGCCCAGCACUUCAACUGCCCGGCUGGCUCGCCAAUGAACUCGGGCCACCGCUGCGAGGUGUGGUAAACGGAGAGGGCGAAACGGAGGAUAAAGGGAGUAGCCAGAGGAGCAGGACCUGCUCCCUCAAAACCCUGGACUUCUUUUGUCGAUUUCCCCCCCCCCCCUUUUUUGUAGUAGAAAACAAAACGAUGCUGGAUUCUUAAAGGGGCUCCUGGAGAAACAAAGGAGAAAGGAAGAGAGUGAGAGGGAGAAGGGAAAGUGUCGCUGUGUUAAUAUUUCUGUCUCGCUAUUUGUGGACGACUGUCUCAUCUCUCUCUGACGCUCCUGCUGGUCUGUGUGUUUUCCAAGGAGCAGGCUUGUGUUUAUUUAUUGUGCGCUGAACUAAGGGAGGGUUGGUGGGUUGGUGGGUAGGUGUGGGUGGGGAGGGGUGGAAUCUUCCUUCAUUUUUCUGUGUCUGUGUUUUCCUGGCUUUGUGCCCUGUUUACAACUUCAACUUCCUGUUGAGGAGGAAGACCACUGUGACCUCACAGGAAAUGCUGGACUCCACUGUGACCUCACAGGAAGUGCUGAACUGGCUGUGAUUCAGACUGCAAGGAUGGCCAGUACUCGCUUACAUGCCUUUUUUUUGUCAUUUAUGUGUGUUUCGGUGUUGUCAAUUUAAAUUUAAAUGAGAUGCUCAUUUUAUACUGCUUCUGCCAAAGAAUAGUAUUUCUUUACUCGGUUAUGUGUGUAAAGGGGAAGCACCCGCCUGGUCAAAUGAAGUCCGUUUCCAGUCAAAUGAUACGCAGAAGCCAUUUGUUGAAAUGUGCCACACAGUGUGAUGUUUACUGCUGGUGAGGUCUUGGUAGGAACAUACAUAAACAGUCACGUGUUUGCAUGUGCCCCAGACUCCGUUACAGCAGUGCUAUGCCCAUAGUAAUAUCAGAGCAUCCGUUUAAAAAAACCACUAAAGUAAAGUGAUUUAACCUUCCUAGCCAAAGCAUUGCAGGUUAUUCACUGUCUGUGUAUAGGUAACUGUGACAGGCGGCAAUGUGAACUAGCUACUCCCUGAUUGGUUGCCAGCAUGGUGUUCUGUUUCACUGAAGUGGGACAGAUGGAAGAUGAGCAGGGUGUGGCUGUAGCCCUGUCUUUUAGGGCCUGUCUACAGUGUUGCUGUAUCUGUACAAGGUUGUUUCACCCGUUACAUUUUUAUUUGUGUUUCAACUGAACCCCUCAGCCCCACAUAUCCGUCUCAAUGUUGACACCUGCUGGCCAUGUCUGUCCACUGCACUGCUUCAAGGCGCUGGCAGCUUUCUGCUUUGCGUGUAUGCGACUCCUCUCACAAUGUGUGAAAGCAGUCUAGUCUGAAUGUAUGCCAUGUCUUCUUAGGGAUCUCUUGUAUGCUCACUAUGUUGCUUCUCUUAACUUGGUUGCAGUUCAGCAGCAGUUCCAGAUGUUAACAGGACGUAGGGGUGAGGUGUUCAAGGUGUGUGUGCGUGUGUGUGCGUGCGUGUGUGCGUGUGUGCGCGUGUGCGCAUGCGUGUGCAUGCGCGUGCCCAAGCACAUAAUUGAUGUGUGUUUGGGUGAGUUGUAGAUGGAGGGGGUUGAGUUAGCCUUAAAUAUUUACAAAAAGGAAAGAAAAUCCAUACAUAUUUAAAGUCCAAGCAAAGUAGAAACUUGAAGUGUAAAUGCCUUUAAACAGUCAGCUCUUGCCAUGAGGUGAUAUCCCUCACACCGUAGCCCCGCCUUUCUGUGCUGCCCCACCCACUCAGACUGCCAGGAUACUCCACCAAUCAGGAUUCAGAGAUCCUCAUCACUCCCAGAAUUCAGUCUGACCAUAGUUCAGGUCCACCUAAGAACCAACAAGUGGUUCAGGUGGUGGUAUCUAAGUGUGUUAUCAAACAGUAAUUGGAUAAUUAAAUAAUUACUGCGAGUGCUCAUCAACACUUUCACUUAAUCCGUGUGUUCGAGGUUAACCUUUGACAAGUUUGAACCUUAUUUAAUUUCAGUUCUUGUUCAGGUUGGUUGUGUGUUUUAUUUCCUUUAUUUUCAUCACAUUAUUUCACACUGAUUCACAAUAUUUGUUUCUUGUUGGGUCUUUUUAGUUGUUAAAUUGAAGGAAGGAAAGGCCAGUUGUCUGACAUGGGAGGCAUUUAAUCCCACCCGCAUUCUUCUUUAGUUAAAAGACUGUAAAUGGAAACAAAAGAAACAGAAAUAAAGAAUAUAUAAAAUAAAUAACAAUUAAAUUUAAAACCAAGUGUUGACUUUUUGGUCCUAGUCAUGAUGUGCAUGUGAAAUGACCUGUUUUUCAAAAUCAAUGAUGUACAGUAUUAUCAUACUGAAUCAGAGAAUACAGAGUAGCAUUGUGUCUGGAUCAAUAGGAAUCAACACUGAUCAGUGGAACCUCUUCAGUUUCUUUAAUUUUGUGAAUGAAAAUCCACAUUGUUUAAAGAGCUAUUGGGGUAGGAUGCUGAAUAUAAAAUUGGUAUUGCAAAGUUUAUUACUGCCAUGUAAUGUCUUAAUUAAAUUUACUGGGAUUUCA